CUUGACCAACACUCUGGUAUAUUGUGCUGUCUAUGGUAUUUUUUGAAUGUGGUACUAUAUCGAUAUACCAAAUACACUAUUUGAUAUAUAUUUAGUAUUUUUAUAGUAUUUUCGGUAUAUUUUGAAAUUAAUACAACAAUAUUUUGCUUUUGUUCAAAAUUGGUAGCAGGUAUCUCACAGUCGAGCACACUCCACGGUAGUUGUCUUACUUAUUUAUACACAAUAAUAGAAGAUCAAACAAACAUAUUAGAAUUAGAACAAGUUCACGCAAUAUGAUACACUUUCUCUCUGAGGGCUUGUUAUCAGCUAAGCUAAAUUGCGUCAUCUCCACUGUUAACGAAGAUAGAAAUGUGUUCGCUUGAACAAAGCUAACAUGCUGAGCAACAGUGUGAUUCUGGAGCUUGAACUAAAAACUAAUAAAAAUCAAUAUUUAAUAUUGCGCUAAAAUUAUGUUCUAAAAUGGCAAGCGAAUGUGCAGUCGGUUGUGUGGAUGCAAUUGUUGAAGGCGUGAAGCGCAAAUUCAACUGUAUUAAACAAUUCUGGCAUCGUUAUCUACUUGUUGAGCCAGUAUUGAUUUUAUUUUGGGCACCCACUUUAUUCAGAUUUGACAAGUUUGUGACACACAAGGCAUGUCGCUUUAGUCUCGGCUACAACGAAGAUAUAUGCUCUGCCGUGAUAUAUGACUACUAUUAUGUUAGAGAUUGUAAUCCAUAUUACGUGCCACAAAAUACAUUGACAAUACUAGUUCCUUCACCUGACGAGUUAUUUGAAGAUGCUUGCUCGCCCAAUUUUAAUUAUGCCGUUUGCAAAGUUGGAAAUCAGGCACAAAAUCUGGUGAACAAUGUAUAUUUAAAUACUUUACCGAUAGUCUCCGUAUUUCCAUAUAUUAUAUUAAUGUUUGCUGGAGGCUGGGUCGAUGGUUACAAUAAGCGUAAGGCAUCCUUGAUAUUACCGAUUCUUGGCAGAUGUCUAUAUUAUAUAUAUCAACUCAAAUCUUCGAUAUUCUAUGAGAGUCUGCCUUUCCAAUUGAGUUGGUAUUUCGCAAUAAUACCUUCAAUUUUAGGCGGUGUUCCAUGUUUCUUGAUGUCUGCGUUUAGUUACAUAACAAUAACAACACCAGAAAGUGAUCGAGUCCUACGCAUCGGUAUCCUUUCUGUAUUUGUUCUACUUACAAACUUUCUAAGUGGUAUCAUUGAGCAUCUUAUUAAUUCUGACUUUGCAAGUAAGUUUAUUACUUCGUUUAUUAAGCAGUUUAUUAAAUUUGUAUGUGUUAUUUCAGUAUACUUUGGAAUUUGUGUGGGUCUGGAAAUCGCUGCUAUACUUUACAUUAUUUUGUUUAUAAAGGAGCCAAAGUCAAAUGAAAGUGUUUCUGAAGUCAAUGAUUCCGCUGGCGACAUUCAGUUAACAAAUUUGGGAGAGAACGUCACGAAUAUUGAAUCAUCACCUGAACCUCCUCGACGCAAUGUGUUCAACAAAUUCUUUGAUCCGACGAGACGACACAAUAAUGAUAGACUUAUAUUGCUGCUAUUAAUUUUGUGUUACUUUCAAACUGCGGGACCUGAAGAAAGUGAAACCAAAUUUAUGGAUUUUGACAUUUUAAAUAGAAUCGACUUUGAUGAAUAUGUGGAAUAUAUGGAAUACUCGUAUAUGGAACUUUAUUACAGAUUGAUUAAAUUUAUGAUGUCAAUUAACUUAACCUAUUUUGGAAUAAUAACUUUUGCUAAAAUUUGGAAAUUCUCUGAAUCCAUAGUUGGAAUCUCCGAUUCCCUAUUUGGAAUCUGGACUGCAGUCUUCGUUGUUGUGUCUCGCGUUCUAUUUUACUUUGCAGACACAUCUUCAAUCGUAUCUACAAGACAGAUGUAGAUUGUAAAAAAUUAUAUAAUAUAUAGUGUA
Messenger RNA from Drosophila sulfurigaster albostrigata, 1893 nucleotides. RefSeq lists its product as uncharacterized. The record is from RefSeq and is a predicted model, not a curated record. Lineage: Eukaryota; Metazoa; Arthropoda; Insecta; Diptera; Drosophilidae. Gene Ontology annotation, cellular component: membrane. Gene Ontology annotation, biological process: transmembrane transport. Bases 460 to 1863 code for a protein of 467 amino acids. Gene Ontology annotation, molecular function: transmembrane transporter activity. The transcript has 4 exons.